AUGAAUAAAAAGUCAUCAAAUCAAACAAAAAGUAUCUACGAUCAAAAAACACCUAAAAUCGAAAAUCCGAAAAACAAUUCGCUUAUGUAUUCAACUUCGCUUCAUUCUUCGAAUUCAGGCAAAUGCAAUGAACUCCAUCGGUACAGAACACCAAAUAUAUCAUUUAAUUUGGCUAAUUUAUCACUAGAAGAUCAUGACAAAACUUUAACUAUUGAUACGUCGACAAGGAAAAGUCGAUAUUUUUGGAAACAUUUCCCCUGCGCAUCACCCAUCUCCGAUUGUACACAAAGGAGAGAUUCACAAAUGGAAUGGCAUGAUCAUGAUGAUGAUCAUUGGCGAAUGGUUCGAUAUCAUUUUAUUGAAUCCAAACAUUUACAAUUGAGUAGAAAAGCUUGUCUAGGUAAAGGAGAGCAUCACUUCACCAGUUUAUACCGUAUUUAUAUUGAUGAAAAUGGUAAUAAAUAUUCAUUUUUUUGAUUAAUUGCGUCAUUUUGGAACAAUUUAUGUGUAUUGGG
This is a messenger RNA of Schistosoma turkestanicum, 515 nucleotides long. NCBI's taxonomy places the organism in Eukaryota, Metazoa, Platyhelminthes, Trematoda, Strigeidida, Schistosomatidae. The record is from the annotation of a GenBank genome assembly.